Messenger RNA from Danio aesculapii, 2287 nucleotides. It is a transcript of the gene utp4, whose product is annotated as UTP4 small subunit processome component. Gene Ontology annotation, molecular function: RNA binding; protein binding. The transcript has 17 exons. Gene Ontology annotation, biological process: maturation of SSU-rRNA from tricistronic rRNA transcript (SSU-rRNA, 5.8S rRNA, LSU-rRNA). Gene Ontology annotation, cellular component: small-subunit processome; 90S preribosome; t-UTP complex. The record is from RefSeq and is a predicted model, not a curated record. NCBI's taxonomy places the organism in Eukaryota, Metazoa, Chordata, Actinopteri, Cypriniformes, Danionidae. The coding region runs from base 49 to 2157 and encodes 702 amino acids.
GGGAAUCAACGUGGUGCAUCCUUGCAGCUCAACGUGCACUGGUUGUAAAUGGUAAAACAUCCGAAAGAGAGUGAAAAACAUACAAAACGAGGGUCAGCGAUGGGGGAGUUUAAAGUACACCGAGUUCGGUUCUUUGAAUACAUGCCAUCAGGAAUCAGAGCUUUGGCUUUCAACCAGCAAAAUGAAAGGAUGGCAGCUGCGAAGAUGGAUGGGUCAGUGGAGAUUUUCCACUGUUCGGACAGAUUUUUCCAAGAAAAGAUCAUCCCUGGCAGACAGCAGGCUGGGAUUGAAGGCCUGUCCUGGGUUGGGGAGCGUCUGUUUAGUGCAGGACUGAAUGGUGUGAUAACAGAGUAUGAUCUUACAAACCAGAGGGUGAAAUACACCAUAGAUGCGUAUGGAGGGCCAAUCUGGGCCAUAACAGGCAAUCAGCAAGGAACACACUUGGCGGUUGGUUGUGAAGAUGGAACUGUGAAACUGUUUGAGGUGAAUGAAGACAAAAUACAGUUUGAGAGAAAUCUGGACAGACAGAAAGGCCGGAUUAUAUCUCUGUCCUGGCACCCUUCAGGGUCCAAAAUAGCUGCGGGAAUGAUGGAUAUGAUCCAGGUUUUCAAUGUGGAGACAGGCCACUCCAUACAUCGGAUAUUGGUGGACAGAGGGUUUGGGACGUCCCGUGGUAAGGAGUGUGUGGUGUGGAGUGUAGUCUACCUUUCAGAUGGGACCAUCAUCAGCGGGGACUCUGUGGGAAUGGUGAAACUGUGGCGGGAUGACACUGGUACACUGAUCAAAAGCCACAAUAUUACAAAAUCUGAUGUGCUUUCAUUAUCAGUGUCUCAGAAUGAGGACAGUAUCGUGGCUGGGACAUCAGAAGGAUUUGUGGUGCAGUUCCAGUUUCUCUCUAUGGUUUUGGAAAAUAAUGACAAAGAUUGGGUCAGAACCAGAACAUUCAGGAACCACACACAUGAUGUUCGAGCUGUGGCUGAGAUCACAACAGCUGUGGCUUCAGGAGGUAUGGACACACAGUUGGUUGUGAGACCGUUUUUAGACAAGCAUGAAGUGAAGUCAUCAGCCUCUAAGCUGCGGAAGAUUCAGUUUCCACAUAGGAGUUUGGUGUCCUGUGCAAGAAAGGCAGGCACGCUACUGUUUCAGUACCCUGGUCAUCUGGAGCUCUGGAGGCUAGGAGAGAGCGAAGGAGAAGGCAUACCAGGAAGCAGUUUACUUCUAAAAAGAAAGCCAGAGAAACUGCUUCAUUUGAAAGUGAAGGGUGAAGAUCACAUCCGCUGCAGUGCUGUGUCUUCCUGUGGAGAAUGGAUCGCGUACUCGACCACCAGCAGUUUACGCCUCUACAAGCUACACUGCGACAGUAACAACGUCAGCAUCACCAAGAUAUCCAAACUGCCAAAGGUACUGGGCUCAGCCAGUCAGCUUUGCUUCUCUUCAGACUCCUCCCAUUUGUUUUCUGCCUCCACACAAUCAUCAGUCCACAUGGUCUCUCUUAGCCAAUCAGAGUGCAAGUUUGUUGCCACCUUUAAAACCAAGUCAGGUUCCCAUCAGGCCAUCCACUUACUUACAGCAAGCGAGGAUGGCAAAUGGUUGGCAUCUGCAAACAUUGACAAUGAGGUUCACAUCUACAACCUGCAGACACGAAAGGCUCAUUGCACAGUUCCUAUAUACAGUUCAGCUGUCAGCGCCAUGGCCAUCCAUCCAACAACAAACUGUCUGUUCAUGGUUCAUGCAGAUCAACAGAUAUUUGAGUUUUCCAUCGAGCAGAAAGAAUACACUGAUUGGAGCAGAUUGGUGCAGAGGCAAGGCCUUCAUAAGAUUUGGCUGGAAAGAGACACACCUUGUCUUAAUGUGACGUUUAAUCAGAAAAAUCCUUCUCACGUCAUCCUGCAUGAUAUGUACAUGUUCUGCAUCAUUGACCAAAGCCAGCCACUGCCUGAUAGUAAAAGUCAGUUCUUGAAUCAGCUUACUCUGAGGAGCCUCCCUGAGGAACAGAGGAAAUCUUACAGCCAUGCUUUUAAAGUGUGCAAGACAUUCAAGGAGCUCCUGUGUGUUGAUGUGAUGUGCGAUCAAUCUCUGGUGGUUGUUGAACGGCCUCUGGAGGACAUCACUGCUCAGUUGCCUGCACCCAUCAAACAAAAGAAAUUUGCCACAUAAGAUCAAUUUCUCCAUUUGUAUGUGUGUGUGUGACCUCAAUGAGGAAGUGUUUUUAAGAGACUGCAAAUUGAUCCCUGUUUUCCCCAUUGCAAAACUGCUAAGACGGUAUUAAAGAGAACUAUUUACAUUA